This is a messenger RNA of Fukomys damarensis (Damara mole-rat), 303 nucleotides long. Its product is annotated as 60S ribosomal protein L38-like. The transcript is spliced from 2 exons. Gene Ontology annotation, biological process: translation; protein-RNA complex assembly. Bases 1 to 303 code for a protein of 100 amino acids. The record is from RefSeq and is a predicted model, not a curated record. Lineage: Eukaryota; Metazoa; Chordata; Mammalia; Rodentia; Bathyergidae. Gene Ontology annotation, molecular function: structural constituent of ribosome. Gene Ontology annotation, cellular component: ribosome; cytosolic large ribosomal subunit.
AUGGGUUGCCUGGGGAAGAUCAGGUUGGUGUCCACAGCUGGAGACAGUGGUGAAGGGAAGAGGUCCACGCCCUCUGAGUGCCUCAUCUCUGUGCCUCAAAAAAUUGAGGAUUUCAAGAAUUUUCUGCUCACAGCCAGGCAGAAGGAUGCCAAAUCCAUCAAGAUAAAGAAGAACAAAGAUAAUGUGAAGUUUAAAGUCCAAUGCAGCAGAUAUCUUUACACCUUGGUCAUCACAGACAAAGAAAAGGAAGAGAAACUGAAGCCGUCCUUGCCCCCAGGCUUGGUAGUAAAGGAGGUGAAAUAA